AUGGCCACGACACACGUUAUAGGAUCGUCCAAUCCCGGUGCCCACCUCACUUCCUCUGGCAGCCAUUCAUCAAGCUCCAGUAAUAUCGUAGGUGUACAUUACAGAGUAGGCAAGAAGAUUGGUGAAGGCUCUUUCGGUGUGAUCUUUGAGGGUACAAACUUGUUAAACUCUCAAACUGUCGCUAUAAAAUUCGAACCGCGUAAAUCUGAUGCACCUCAAUUACGAGAUGAGUAUAGAAGUUAUAAGAUAUUAUCAGGUUGUCUGGGUAUUCCCCAAGUGUACUAUUUCGGCCAAGAAGGUCUCCACAAUAUACUUGUAAUUGAUCUAUUGGGUCCAUCGCUGGAAGAUCUCUUUGAUAUGUGUGGAAGGAGGUUCUCGGUGAAGACUUGUUGUAUGACUGCUAAACAGAUGUUGUCCAGAGUUCAGACUAUCCACGAGAAGAAUUUGAUUUAUAGAGAUAUCAAACCUGACAAUUUCCUGAUUGGACGUCCGGGUACGAAAGGGGCGAAUACUAUACAUGUCGUUGAUUUCGGUAUGGCAAAGCAAUAUAGGGAUCCAAAGACCAAACAACAUAUCCCAUACCGAGAGAGAAAAAGUUUGAGUGGAACGGCUAGAUAUAUGAGUAUAAACACUCAUUUAGGUCGAGAACAAUCCCGUCGAGAUGAUCUGGAAGCUCUGGGCCACGUCUUCUUCUAUUUCCUCCGAGGAGGACUUCCAUGGCAAGGUCUUAAAGCUGCUACCAACAAGCAGAAGUACGAGAAGAUCGGAGAGAAGAAGCAGACUACUCCCAUCGCAGAGCUGGUAGAGGGAUAUCCUAACGAGUUCUCGAUCUACCUCAACUACGUAAGGAAGUUGACAUUCGACGAGACACCCGAUUAUGAUUUCUUGAGGGGAUUGUUCGAUUUGGCAUUACAAAAUAUCGGAGAUCAAGAUGAUGGCAUGUACGACUGGAUGCUGCUCAACGGUGGAAAAGGAUGGGAGAUGAACGGAAGACAAAGUGCCGCUCAGGCCGAGGUUUCAAGACAUAAUACACGAACGAGAGACAGGGAGUAUAGGGACAGAGUAGACAAGUUGAGAAAUGGUUCAGCUGGUGGUCAACCAUCACCAUUGAAACAAAGGAAAUCUGGAGCGGGAUCUGGAUUACCCAACGCGUCAAAUCAAGCUAUCAUUGGUGUAUCUGCUCCAUCACCUUUACCUCAAUCCAGAAGACAAUCACAACAAGGUAAUGGAAAUGGUAACACCGGUGGCGGUGGAUCAGCUCAUCCAUUCGCUUCUGCCAACGCUUUACAUCCCGAUCGAAAUGAAUCUUACGAUCCUUCCAACGUCGCUAUACCCUCUCAAGCGGGACUGCAAGCUAUCUCACCUAUGCAUGUCAAUUCCCGACCUGGCAAUACAGCUGCCAACAGUCAACAGGUGGGAGGUGAGGGUGAUUACGGCAAUGGAAGGGCGGAUAAGGGUGGUAAUGGGUUUAUCAAGCUGUUGACUUGUGGUUGUUUCCGUUAG
This is a messenger RNA of Kwoniella mangroviensis CBS 8507, 1503 nucleotides long. RefSeq lists its product as uncharacterized. The coding region runs from base 1 to 1503 and encodes 500 amino acids. Gene Ontology annotation, biological process: peptidyl-serine phosphorylation; signal transduction; endocytosis. Gene Ontology annotation, cellular component: cytoplasm; nucleus. NCBI's taxonomy places the organism in Eukaryota, Fungi, Basidiomycota, Tremellomycetes, Tremellales, Cryptococcaceae. Gene Ontology annotation, molecular function: protein serine/threonine kinase activity; ATP binding. The record is from RefSeq and is a predicted model, not a curated record. The transcript is spliced from 9 exons.